GAGACUUCUGCUGUAGCUCUUGCGCCGAAUCCUGCCUCUUGGUUCCUGCCGAUCUCCACCUUCCCGAGGACAAACCCCCCGACUUCGGACGCCGGUCCCUCGACGCCAUGGCCGCUCUUGGGGAACACAUUACGAAGUUGAUCCGGCAGCAGGCCGGCUGCCUCGCUUGCGAGAGCUUUUACUUGGACCCGGUGCAACUGCCUUGCGGGGCCAGCUUCUGCCGGGCCUGCGUGGAGGAGCUGUCGCCCCCUGUCUGCCCGGAGCCCGACUGCGACGCCACCUUCGACCCGGCUCGCCUGAAGCCCAACCCGACCCUGGCCCGCCUGGUGGGGAUCGUCAAGAAGCUGCUGGAGCAGGAGGAGAGGCGGCAGCGGGAGGCCUCCGCCGGCGGGGCGGCGGGCGGCGAGGCCCCCCGGAAAGACACCCUCUUCUGCAAGCAGCACAGAGCUCUCCUCUCCAAGGCCCGCUACCAGCCCGAAAAUCACCUGGGUCACGACGUGCUCCCCGCGGACAAGGCGGUCCAGGAAUAUCAGGUGCAAAUACGAAAAUGCUUCAGCCAUCUGAAGAACGAGGAAAAAGACAUUCUGUCGAAUAAAAAAAACCUUGAAGUAGACUCUGAAUACUAUAUUAAGCAAAUCAUGCAGACAUGGGAAAAAACAAGCACUGAGUUCAAACAGAUGGAGGCGUUUUUGGAAAAGCAAAAAAAACAACUGCUGGCUCAGGUGACACAGAUGUGUAAGGAAAUUAAAAGGAACAAGGAUCAGCGGAACUAUGCACUCUCCAAGAAACUAUCCCUUCUUCGCAAUACCAUCUAUGAGUUGGAAGACGUGAGCCAGUUGCCACAGUGUCAACUUCUGAAGAACGCUGAAGACGUCCUGCAGAAGUUUGAAGAGAGGGAGACGGUUGAGUGCAGAGGCUCUCUUUGUAUUGACUUUCAGGAAAAGAUCUCCAGCCUGGCUCGUGUCCAAAUGUUUGUGAUUGAUGCAAUGACAAAAUUUAGAGAAAACAUGACAGGUGGAAUAACUGAGCUCGAAGGAUUCCCAUCCCCGAAUCCCAACGGAAUGGCUCUUCCUGUUGUUGGAUCUGAGGAGCCGCAGAUCGGUGGAUCUGAGGAGCCGCAGAUCGGUGGAUCCGAGGAACCGCAGAUCGGUAGCAUCUUAGAUGAAGCUCAGCCCAGCAAUCCAGAGAGUUCCGGCCUUCAGUCUGAGUGAAUGUUACGUUUUGUCAUUUUAUUGCCCUGAGUUUGGUAAAACCUUUCCAAUAAAAUAAUUUCAAAUAAAAA
Messenger RNA from Heteronotia binoei (common prickly gecko), 1282 nucleotides. RefSeq names its product tripartite motif-containing protein 12A-like. The record is from RefSeq and is a predicted model, not a curated record. The coding region runs from base 108 to 1211 and encodes 367 amino acids. The transcript has 7 exons. Lineage: Eukaryota; Metazoa; Chordata; Lepidosauria; Squamata; Gekkonidae.